UGUAUAAGCAUAGUCAAUGCGUACUUCUUACUGUACAUUGAAAUGUAAUUAAAGCUUAAAGCAAUUCAGGGUAAAGGCUUCUCAGCACUGUCAAACCAAGUUGAUGUAAUGAUAAGUCUAAAGUGGGAGAUAAGAGGAAAGUGUUUAAAGGCCCAUUUAAAAGUGACUUCUGUGCCUAGGGCCUAAAAGAACAAUAGCUUAAUAAUCAUCUCUCAGCAACUUCACACUAAAACAGAAACUAUUGUAUUGAAGGCAGUGUUGUGUGUUUUGGAGAUAAAAACAACCUACAAAACUUACUAGACUGCCUUUGCCCUUGUGCUUUGCAGUGUUUAAGAUACUUUGGUAAGGGGUUGCAUGGAUAAAGCCAAUGCAUACCCUUUCCUCCUACUAAUGUAAUGCAAUGGUAAAAUGUCUGCGUUUGGGCAUGAUUUGCACGAACAUGGUGCCUUUAUCAUGCGCAUACAGUGUUUUUGGAAAGAUGUUUUGUUUCACAGUCACCACCAUCAUCACCACCACCAUCACCACCACCACCACAAAGAAUUAAAUAAUGCCAUCCCACAUGGACGAGGAAGCAACCACAGCCUCAACAGCCUGCCCAGUGUACAGAUUGGAGGACUUGCUCCAGAGAAAUCAGUGGCCAGCUGGGCUGUAUCUUUUGAGAGGCUUCUUCAGGAUCCCCUUGGGGUGGAGUACUUCACGGAGUUCCUAAAGAAGGAAUACAGUGCAGAGAAUAUAUAUUUCUGGAAGGCUUGUGAGAAAUUCCAAUCCAUCUCUAAUGAUGAUUCAGAAAAGCUCUUGCAAGAAUCUCACAGGAUCUACAAUGAAUAUCUUUCAAGCAGCUCCCUGUGUCCAGUCAAUAUUGAUCAGCAGGCUCUUAUUACAGAAGACAUGCUGGAAACACCCUCCCCGGAUCUGUUUAAAGCACAGCAACUGCAGAUUUUCAACUUAAUGAAGUUCGACAGCUAUGCCCGUUUUGUCAAGUCAUCAUUGUACCAGGAGUGCAUGCUGGCAGAAGUGGAGGGCCGACCUCUUCCCAACCUUAACUUCUCCCCAACCAAUCCAGUUGCAGGCUGCAGUGCUCACGCUUCUGGAGCAGUAAAGAAAAAGAAACUGAGGGCUGGGAAGUCUCUGCCAGUUGGAGUCGAAGGGGCAGGCAUAGAAACUGUUGCAGACAAAUCACAUCGAAGAUCUUUUAAGAAGAAGGACAGAAAAGGACAUUCCAAAGAAGAUUUGGACAGCAAUGGACUUUCAUCUCGCCGGGAAUCACGGAUAUCACUUAAUUCCAAUACUAGUCUGGAGCUGGGUCUCAACUCUACGCCGACAAGCAAGUCUGAGAACGAAGGUGCGAGCACUGGCAAUGCUGACCCUGAAGCAGAUUCUAAAUCAAUAAAAUAUUGCUGUGUCUAUCUCCCCGAUGGCACCGCCUCGCUCACAGCUGUCAAACAAGGCUUAACCAUCCGAGACAUGCUGGCUGGGGUUUGUGAAAAACGUGGAUAUUGUCUCACAGAUGUGAAAGUGUUCUUAGUAGGAAAUGAACAGAAGCCUUUAGCCCUGGAUCAGGAGUGUUUGGUACUAACAGAACAGGAAGUGAGGCUGGAAAACAGGAUAAGCUUUGAUUUACAGAUGAACCCAAUAAAUAAAAGUGUUCGAAUUGUGUCAAAACCCACUAAGACCAUUGGAGAGGCCCUACUCCCAAUACUAAAGAAAUAUGGACUGGAGAAUCAUCAGCACAUUGUACUCACUAAGGUUGGACAGUCCCAUGCUUUAGAUCAUAAGAGCUCUGUGAAUGAGGUUGCAGGGCAGAAACUGGAAUUGGAAGUUGUUAAUUUCAGUGACUCUAAGAAAGUUGUUGGGCCUACAGCUGAGCAUCACACAAAGAAAGACUCCACAAAGGAACACAGAGAAGAUAAAGAUAUAUUAAUGACAGAAACUUACAACAGGGUAAAAAAAGAACCUCAGAAUGUGAACCAAGUAUCAUCAGAGCACAGUCAUGCAGAGGCACCACAUGGGAAGCAUAAGCCACAUGCAGAGACGCCACAUGGGAAGCAUAAGCCACAUGCAGAGGUGCCACAUGGGAAGCAUAAGCCACAUGCAGAGGCUCCACAUGGGAAGCAUAAGCCACAUGCAGAGGCUCCACAUGGGAAACAUAAGCCACAUGCAGAGGCUCCACAUGGGAAACAUAAGCCACAUGCAGAGGCUUCACAUGGGAAGCAUAAGCCUCAUCUACAUAAACAUGAUAUUGAAGGAUUGGUUGAGCUGCUUAACAAAGUCCAGAGCUCACGAGCAGAUGACCAGAGAGGACUGCUCUGUAAAGAGGACUUGGUCCUACCAGAUUUUUUGAAGGUUCCUACAGACAAGGAAUGCAAUCAUUGCUGCAUGACCAGUGCUGACAAAUCAGCAGUUAUUACUACCAAAGUACCAGGCUGCCUGGAUUUGUCACAAGCUUCUGAAAGUUACUGUGAACACAACUGUUCCACAAACUCCUUAUGUUUAGAAGAGUCACAGGCAAAUACUGUAAACAAUGGAAAGGAACCAGAGAUUAUCAUUUCGGAUUCUACCUGUUCACAUUAUAGUUCAAUGGAGAAGCGAAGUAGUGUAUUGUAAUACAAUACUGUUUAAUCGUCUAUCCUGGAUCCUGUAAUCAUAGGCACAAAUCUAACCUAUUGUCUGCAUGAGCUGAUUCAACAAGACUACACAGAGCACUUUGUCUUGUGCGCAGGAUAUAAAGAUAUACCUAAGACAGCAUAUAUAUACAGGCAGUUUAAAUAAGGGUUGAGUUUCUAAUUUUUUCCAUUUAUUAAAAGUUGAAUUGCAAGAGCAUAUUUUUUCUCAUAUUUAUUUGUACACAAUUUUUUUUCCAAAAACCAUUUUAACCAAUUGCCAAAAUAGCUUUCCCAUCAGUUGAUCAAGACGUCAAAUUUUAUUUAUGGCAAGUAAAAAUUCUUAUAAUGGGAGAGAAAAAAAAACUGGUGAGAAAAAGUGACAAAUAUUAAGAAUUUUUAGCAAAUUUUAGAAAUCCGCUUCAUGCUGCACUAGACCCCUGUGAGAAAUACAGAAGCAAAUAGGUUUAUUAGAUCCUGGGUCAAAUGGACAAAUGCCAGAACAAUUGGCCCUGAUUUCAUCAUUGUUGAUUUCUGAGAAUAAGCAAUUUAUUGGCAUCAAUGUCCAUUAUCACAUCUCAUGUUUCUCAGCAUUUAGUAAACCUAAAUUGUAGGUUGGUAAACAUUUUCUAAUGGUUCAAUCACUAGUGUACUAAUCCAACAAAAAGCCUGAACCAAAGUACUCAAAGGAGAAGAUGCUUUUCGAAUACACAUGCUCUAGAUAAGGACUGUUCAACUGGAGACCCAUGCAUCACAUAUGGUGCUUCAGGAGAUUUUCAUAGACCUCAGACUUCUCAAGUCCUCAUAUAAAGCAAAGUAAAAACUAAUCCCAUAUGUUGUAUAGUAUGCUGCUAAUUUGAGGCAGUGCCCAAGGUGACAAAUAGGAGUGAUGAACUGAACCUGGUUAUAUAUAUAUUAAGAGCUAGACUUGUCUAAUGUAAAUAAAUAAUCUAUUUCUUUUUA
Molecule: messenger RNA, 3563 nt
Organism: Xenopus tropicalis (tropical clawed frog)
Lineage: Eukaryota; Metazoa; Chordata; Amphibia; Anura; Pipidae
Gene: rgs14
Product: regulator of G-protein signaling 14
Exons: 14
Coding region: 409-2604 (731 amino acids)
Biological process (GO): signal transduction; regulation of G protein-coupled receptor signaling pathway
Cellular component (GO): cytoplasm
Molecular function (GO): microtubule binding; GTPase activator activity; GTPase regulator activity
Source: RefSeq, a predicted model, not a curated record